AUGCAGUCAGACUGUGUGGUGGACGUGGCAGCCGGGGAGCUGCAGGGCGGGGGAGAAUCGGGGGCCGGGCCGGGCCCUGGGGAGCUGCGGCUGACCGUGCGAGGCCAGGAGAAGGACUCGCAACUCACACUCAACGUGCCCAGGAUUUAUGGUCGGGGGGCUGGCCGGGCCAGGCCUGUGGCUCAUGAGGAGCUAGGGGGUGAGGUCCCCGUUCCUGGGCUUCUCAGCCCCUCGGCAGGCCGGAGUGUAUUGCUGUCUCUGAGCUGUCUCUCCCCCUCCCCCCCACAGCAGUUCUGGCUGCUGCUCUUGACACGGGGGCUGGUGGGCGUGGGGGAGGCCAGCUACUCUACCAUCGCCCCCACCAUCAUCGCCGACCUGUUCGUUAGCGACCAGCGCAGCCGCAUGCUGGCCUUCUUCUACUUCGCCAUCCCCGUUGGCAGCGGGCUUGGCUACAUCGUGGGCUCGAAGGUGAAGGACUUGGCUGAGGACUGGCACUGGGCCCUGCGGGUGACACCGGCGCUGGGUGUGGUGGCUGUGGUGCUGCUGAUCACGGUGCUGCGGGAGCCACCGCGGGGGGCUGUGGAGCGUCACUCCGAGUCCCCCCUGCGCUACACCUCCUGGGCCGCUGACAUCAGGGCACUGAGCCGCAACCGCAGCUUCGUGCUGUCCGUCGCUGGGUUCACGGCAGUGGCGUUCGUCGACGGCGUCGCUGGCGUCUGGCUGGGCCCGGCAUUCCUGUACCGCUCCUGCUGGCCACGGGCAGUUGCCCGGGCCUACUCCGACACAGGAAAUCUCAGUCCCAGCAGAGGUGAGCGCCCUGGGGGCCCUGGCUCUGACUCUGACCCCAGUGCCGCUGAUUCUUCGGCUCAUGCACUGUGUGUACGGGCUUCUGGGCCGUGGGGGGGGGCGUCGAAUUCCAAGCGCUCCGCAGAGCCAACCCGGCCGACCCUGGUCCGUGCGCUGCCUGCGGGGGCUCCGCGCCCUUCUCUUCCUGGCCCUCGGUGUGUGCGCAAGGCAGCAGCGUACGCCACCUACGUGUUUAUCUUCAUUGGGGAGACGCUGCUGUCCCUGAACUGGGCCAUCGUGGCGGACAUCCUGCUGUAUGUUGUGGUCCCUACACGCCGCUCCACGGCCGAGUCCUUCCAGAUCGUCAUGUCCCACCUGCUGGGUGACGCCGGCAGCCCCUACCUCAUCGGCGUGAUCAGCGACAGGAUCCAGCGGGGCCGCCCCCCGUCCUACCUGCUGGAGUUCCACAGUCUGCAGUAUGCCCUGAUGCUGAGCGCCUUCGCCGGGGUGCUGGGGGGCGGCUUCUUCCUCGCCACCGCGCUCUUCAUCCAGGGCGACCGCAAGCGGGCCGAGCUCAGCACCCAGGGUCUGCUGCCGGAGGAAGCCGAGCCGGAGGACCGGAUUGUGGUGCCGAAGCGUGGCCGAUCCACCAAAGUGCCCGUCUCCAGUGUCCUCAUCUGAGAGCCACCCGCACCCCUGGUGCUGGGGCCGGGCGCCACCAGCCGGGCAGAGACUAUCGCUGCCCCCCAUGGGCCGGACUCAGGGCAGGCCGAACUGUGCCAGUUUGGGGGGAUGGUAUUGUAUGUGAGCGUGGAGCCCCCUGUGGAUGGGGCACCCUGGGCUGGGACAAGCCAGGGACCCACCCGCAACUUAACACCCCAGUCCCUGGCGCAGGGAGGGGCUUAGGGACUGAGCGGGGGGCUCUUGGAUUCCUUGGGGGGCCUCACAGCCUGCCCCCGCAAGGUCAUACAGGUUCCCAUUGCAUUGUAGGGGGCUGGAGUCCUGCCCCCGCUCCAGCUGCCAUGUUUUCACCCCAUUAAACUCUUUCUUAGGUC
This is a messenger RNA of Chelonoidis abingdonii (Abingdon island giant tortoise), 1841 nucleotides long. The record is from RefSeq and is a predicted model, not a curated record. NCBI's taxonomy places the organism in Eukaryota, Metazoa, Chordata, Testudines, Testudinidae.